Molecule: messenger RNA, 2759 nt
Organism: Propithecus coquereli (Coquerel's sifaka)
Lineage: Eukaryota; Metazoa; Chordata; Mammalia; Primates; Indriidae
Gene: KIF9
Product: kinesin family member 9
Exons: 20
Coding region: 44-2512 (822 amino acids)
Biological process (GO): microtubule-based movement
Molecular function (GO): microtubule motor activity; ATP binding; microtubule binding
Source: RefSeq, a predicted model, not a curated record
UGGACCCACACAUGGAGAUUCAGCUGCCCUCUGACUUCCAGCCAUGACCAUCACCACCAACCACCAUUUCUUGAGCAUCUUCUCUGUGCUGGGCAUUAUUCUGGACAUUGUGGGUGGAUUCAAAAGAGAUAAAAGGCACAGUCCUUGUCCUCAAGCAGCUUGUAAUUUAAUUUGGGAGCCGAAACCCACUCAAAUGAAGCGGCAUAAAAACAGUAACAAGCAGUAUUCCACUAGAAUGGGUACUAGGAAAAAAGUUCAUGCAUUUGUCCGUGUCAAACCCACCGAUGACUUUGCUCAUGACAUGAUCAAAUAUGGAGAUGACAGCAAAAGCAUUGAUAUUCACUUAAAAAAAGACACUCGGAGAGGAGUUGUCAAUAACCAGCAGACAAACUGGUCAUUCAAGCUGGAUGGAGUUCUCCAUGAUGCCUCCCAGGACCUGGUUUAUGAGACAGUUGCGAAGGAUGUGGUUUCUCAGGCUCUCGAUGGUUAUAAUGGUAAUUUUGUUGUUUUUAGGAUGAUUGAAGAACGUCCCACACAUGCCAUCACUGUGCGUGUUUCCUACCUGGAAAUCUAUAAUGAGAGCCUGUUUGAUCUCCUGUCCACUCUGCCCUAUGUUGGACCCUCAGUCACACCAAUGACCAUCGUGGAAAACUCUCAAGGGGUCUUCAUUAAGGGCUUGUCGGUCCACCUCACAAGUCAGGAGGAGGAUGCAUUCAGCCUCCUCUUUGAGGGAGAGACCAACAGGAUUAUAGCCUCCCACACAAUGAACAAAAACUCUUCCAGAUCACACUGCAUUUUUACCAUCUAUGUAGAGGCCCAUUCUCGGACCUUAUCAGAUGAAAAGUACAUCACUUCCAAAAUUAACUUGGUGGAUCUAGCAGGCUCAGAGAGGCUGGGCAAGUCUGGGUCUGAGGGCCGAGUCCUGAAGGAAGCCACUUACAUCAACAAGUCGCUGUCAUUCCUGGAGCAGGCCAUCAUUGCCCUCGGGGACCAGAAGCGGGACCACAUCCCCUUCCGGCAGUGCAAGCUCACUCACGCCCUGAAGGACUCCUUAGGGGGAAACUGUAAUAUGGUUCUCGUGACAAACAUCUAUGGAGAAGCCACCCAGUUAGAAGAAACACUGUCUUCUCUGCGAUUUGCGAGCAGGAUGAAGCUGGUCACCACAGAGCCUGCCAUCAAUGAAAAGUAUGAUGCUGAGCGAAUGGUCAAGAACCUGGAGAAGGAGCUAGCACUGCUGAAGCAGGAGCUGGCCAUCCAUGACAGCUUGGCCAACCGUACCCUCGUGACCUACGACCCCAUGGAUGAAAUUCAGAUUGCUGAGAUCAACUCCCAGGUGCGGAGAUACCUGGAGGGGACGCUGGAUGAGAUCGAUAUAAUCAACCUAAGACAGAUCCAGGAGGUGUUCAACCAGUUCCGCGUGGUUCUGAACCAACAGGAACAGGAAGUGGAGUCUGCUUUGCGCAGAAAGUAUACCCUCAUAGACAAGAAUGACUUUGCAGCCAUUGCUGCUGUCCAGAAGGCGGGGAUUACAGAUGUUGAUGGCCACCUAGUGGGGGAGCCAGACGGACAAGGCUUUGGACUUGGGGUUGCCCCUUUCUCUUCCAAACCUGGGAAGAAAGCUAAGUCCAGGAAGACAUUCAAAGAUCAGGUCAGCUCCUUAACAAGAAAGGAAGGUGUUGGCAGCCCCGUGAGUGGCAAGGACCCGGACGUGAUUUCCACUUCUAAGACCCAGCUCCUUCUGUCCUCCAAGGAUGGGGAUGUCAAAGAAGUGCUUCUGCGAGACUGGGAAACCUCCAGCAUUGAGCCCCUUCCCUCAGACUCCCCAAAGGAGGAAUUACGCCCACUUAGGCCCAGCACCCCACCCCCCAAGCCUGUGGCCUUUGAGGAGUUUAAGAAUGAGCGAGGUAGUGAGAUCAACCGCAUUUUCAAAGAAAACAAAUCCAUUUUGAAUGAACGGAGGAAAAAGGCCAGUGAGACCACACAGCGCAUCAAUGCCAUCAAGCGGGAGAUUGAUGUGACCAAGGAGGCACUGAACUUCCAGAAGUCACUACGGGAGAAGCAAGGCGAGUAUGAAAACAAGGGACUGAUGAUCAUCGACGAGGAAGAAUUCCUGCUGAUUCUGAAGCUCAAAGACCUCAAGAAACAGUACCGCAGCGAGUACCAGGACCUGCGUGACCUCAGAGCUGAGAUCCAGUACUGCCAGCACCUGGUGGAUCAGUGUCGCCACCGUCUGCUCACGGAAUUUGACAUCUGGUACAAUGAGUCCUUUGUCAUCCCUGAGGACAUGCAGGUGGCACUGAAGCCAGGCAGCAGCAUCCGGCCAGGAAUGGUGCCUGCCAGCAGGAUUGUGUCUCUGGGAGAAGAUGACCAGGACAAAUUCAGCCAGCUGCAGCAGAUGAUGCUGCCCGAGGGCCCUGAUUCCAUCUCCUUCUACAAUGCCAAAGUUAAGACAGAACAGAAGCACAAUUACUUGAAAACCAUGAUUGGCCUCCAGCAGACACAUAGAAAAUAGAGUCUCAUCACCAGUACCUUAAAGGAUGAAACCAGCAACUCCAACCUGCUCUAGCAGAACUGCUAAACCACCUACCCAGAGUUCCAGCCACUCUGCUCCAAGGCUGGGACCCAGCCCAGACAGCACAUAAUGGCCUGCCUGCUAGGAGGAACAUCCUCCAAAGGACAGCCUUGGUCAUUGCCACAAAACACUUUUGAUUUUAAUUCACUGUCUUAUAUACAGGGAUAAAAUAACUUUUUAGUUUGGA